Molecule: messenger RNA, 1093 nt
Organism: Tachyglossus aculeatus (Australian echidna)
Lineage: Eukaryota; Metazoa; Chordata; Mammalia; Monotremata; Tachyglossidae
Gene: NPM3
Product: nucleophosmin/nucleoplasmin 3
Exons: 6
Coding region: 1-540 (179 amino acids)
Biological process (GO): chromatin remodeling
Cellular component (GO): nucleoplasm; cytoplasm; nucleolus
Molecular function (GO): RNA binding; chromatin binding; histone binding
Source: RefSeq, a predicted model, not a curated record
AUGGCCGCCUCAGCCGCCUCAGCCGCCGCCGCUCUGUUCCUGGAUUCCGAGUCCCGGUGUCGGGCCGCGGGGAGCGGCGGCGGCACGCGCGGCCCGGCGCCGGUCACCAUGGACAGCUUCGUCUUCGGCUGCGAGCUCAACGGCGACACGAGGUCCUUCACCUUCAAGGUGGAAGAGGAGGACGACGCGGAGCACGUCCUGGCGCUCACCAUGCUGUGCCUUGUGGAAGGUGCCACGGACGAGUGUAACGUGGUGGAGGUGGUGGCUCGCAACCACAACAACAAGGAGAUUGCAGUGCCCGUGGCCAACUUGAAGCUAUCAUGCCAGCCCAUGCUCAGUUUGGACGACUUCCAGCUCCAGCCGCCUGUGACUUUCCGCCUGAAGUCUGGCUCCGGCCCUGUCCACGUCACCGGGCGGCACCAGAUUGUGUCUGUUCAGAGCAGUGACGCAUCAGAUGAGGAGGAGGAGGAGGAAGAAAGCGAGGAAGAGGAGGACCUGUUGCCCAUCAUGCCAGCCAAGAAGCAGCGUGGGCGGCAGUAAUGAGUGGCCUGAGAAGGAUUGGCGUCUCUGCACCUAAAGCGUUUCUCCUCUCCCACCCCAUCCUGCUGUGAAGGUCUACGGGGUUGGGACAUGGUUCCUUGAGGACCUUUUUCGACAGGUUUUUCAGUGUUUAUUAUAAUUGGUUUCACUCAAUUGGAUUGGAGGGCGCAGUGACCCUCUGGGACUUGGGGAUCUUGGUGGCCAGGAGGGGCUGGUGCUGGAAUGAAGAGGAACUGGGGGGCUGGGACCGCCCUCCCCACCCAACUGCCAGAAGAGGCUGCAGAGGCCAAGGCGGUGGGAGAAAGGAAUCACCACCCUGGCCGACCUCAUUCAACUUCUGCCUUGCUCCUAAGCCCGGCUCUGCCCACCUCUGUUGGGGCUCCUUCCCAACUCUUAGGAGAAUUUGGGGAAUAGUAGCUCGGCUGUGGUGGAGAGGUGGCUGAGGAGGCCGACGGUUGCCCCCAUGUCUGAGUGGGGAUUGUUUCAAAGCCCCAAAUACAGUAUUUCUAACACUUUUUACACAAAGAUUUGAAAAUAAACUAUUUCAAUUGUA